Molecule: messenger RNA, 1581 nt
Organism: Purpureocillium takamizusanense
Lineage: Eukaryota; Fungi; Ascomycota; Sordariomycetes; Hypocreales; Ophiocordycipitaceae
Exons: 3
Coding region: 1-1581 (526 amino acids)
Source: RefSeq, a predicted model, not a curated record
AUGUUGGCCUCGGCCACGGCCUGCCACGCGGCAUUCCGCCCGGGGUGUGAGGACGCCUCAUGGGACGCGGACACGGACUAUUUUCUGGACAAGUACGACCCCAAGGAUGAGACCCUCCCCAUCGCCCCGACGUACAACAAGACGUUCGUGGCCAUCAGGAAUCGACAGCGGAGGCACGUGGUGCUGCACUGCACCAACGAGCCUCCGCCACGAUCCAUCGUGGGUGAGGAAGCGUUGAUGGUGAAGGUGCCCGUCACGAGCGUGGCGGCGCUUGAUGGCUUUAGCCAGACGGUCAUAGAGAUGCUCGGACUGUCGUCCACCAUCAAGCGCACCGGGGCGUACUCAGACGUCACCAGCUCCUGCAUCCGCGGCAACAUGAUGAACAACGUGACGUACGACGACGACAACUGGGACAAGGCCGACCCGGUCAACGUGACGUUUUACGGCGACUGGACGCGACAAGACAAAAAGAGCGUCCUCAUCUACAACAACGGCAUGUACCCGCCCCUCUCCCAGCUCGCGUACAUCAAGUUCAUCGGCAUGUUCUACGGCGCGGAACAGGUCGCGAACCGGGUAUACGACGAGAUCGCGGACAGCUAUCGCUGUGCGGCCGCCCAAGUGCAGCAGGCCUUUAUGACGGGCGGCGACGACGACGUGCCCUCCGGGGCGUUCAUCUCGCCCGUGCAGAAGAGCGGCGAGGGCGACGACUUGACCGUGUUCCAGAGCGAGUGGUGGUCCUCCCUGCUAUCGGACGCCGGCUCCAAGCUCGUCAACGUCUCCGCCGACGGCGACACCGCAAACAAGCGCUUCGGGCCCAAGUCGGUCAACGUCCAGGCCCAUAGCGACGCGAGCGCCUUCGCGAAGCAGACGUGGGCCAUCAUCGACACCACGCAGUACGACCAGCUGCCGGGCAAGCGCGCACCCGCGCAGUCGCCGUCGAGCGACCGCGUCGACGCGAAGAGCUAUUCGCAACGCUCUGGUGCCGCGCCAAACGCGUAUGCCGUCAAGAACAACAACGUCUACUUGGUGGACAAGGCUGAAAACAGGAAUCUGCGUCACAACUUCUUCGAUCGGGGCUCUGCCCGACCGGACCUAGCGCUGCGCGAUGUCAUCUCCAUCGUGGCACCCAAGCUGCUCGCGUCGGGCUACACGACGUCGUUCCUCCGCAGCGUGACGAGCCCGGGGGACAAGACGGCGCUGAUCCGGAAGCCAGACGCCUGCCCGGCGCGGGGCGGGGAGGUGGAGGCGCUGCAGCUGGUCCCUUGCGACGCGCCCUCGUGGGUGAAGGGGUACAAGGCGUCGGGGCUCACGGCCAACGCGUACGACCGGCCUGCGGACUCGUCGGUCAAGUCUCUAGCGGCGGGAGGGGGCGGCGGUGGGUUGACGGGCGGGCAGAAGGCUGGGAUCGCGGUCGGGACGGUCUGUGGAGUGGGAUUGGUGGUGGCAGGGGCGGUGCUCGCUGUGGUGUUGGUGAGGAAGCGGCGCAGCAGCAGCAGUAGAGAGGAGGAGGAGGAGCUGCGGAAGAAGCGCGAGAUGGAGCAAGUCGAGAAGGGGUCCACUAACAGCCGGUCGACGAGGUAG